This is a messenger RNA of Fraxinus pennsylvanica, 1104 nucleotides long. The record is from the annotation of a GenBank genome assembly. NCBI's taxonomy places the organism in Eukaryota, Viridiplantae, Streptophyta, Magnoliopsida, Lamiales, Oleaceae.
AUGGCGAAAAAUUUCAAGUUACGAAUCACCAGGGUGAUCACUACUACCUUGCAAUCUUGCAGUUCAAAAGACACCUCAGCUCUCCCGGAAGAUCCUGUCCCUUCAUUUUCACGACCUUCUCCAGGGAACCUCAAAUAUACAGCCGUCAAUUUUCCGGUAUCCAAAGACCAAAACCAUCAUUCUUCCUUUAAAGGACACGCGUCUUCUACUUUCACAUCGGCCGGUUGUGGUUGGGCCUCCAAGCCGGAUGCAAAAAUCACUUCCGAUGAAGACUGCACCAGAUCAGAACCUCAACAAUUCAAGUGGAAAAAGGAUGAGAAAUGGCACGUUGUUGCUAAGAUCUAUAAGGAAAAAACGCCACUCCGGAAAAUAUACAACUCAUCUGCUUCCGGCUGCUCCGAGGAUGAUGACUUAACUUUUGCAGCGCCUGGUGCACUGCCGCCAGCGCCGCCGCCAUCCGCGGAGGAGAAGAAGAAAAGACGAGGGAAGAAGAAGAACAUCCCUAGCAGGCUUCGCAUUAGUACCUCGUCGGCCGAUAGUGGGUGGUUUAGCAGUGAAGGCGGUGUCAUUGUCGGCGAUGAAAGAGAUGAAGAGGAAACUGAAACCCUAGUCUCCUCCUCCAUUAGCUUCUCCACUGAUUCCUCCUCAGAGUUCAACUCUCGUUUGCAUCCCAUUCAAGAAACUCCCUUUACCCCAAAACCUCAACGGAGGAACAAAAGGAGAGUAUCCAAGACUUCAAAGCGCGGCAUUUCACGCCCGUCAGUCUCCGCCGCUGACGGCGAGAUUCCGGCGAGACUCUCCAUGUUCAAGAAGCUGAUACCAUGUACAUUGGACGGGAAAGUUAAGGAAAGUUUCGCUAUAGUGAAGAGGUCCAAGGAUCCAUACGAGGAUUUCAAGAAUUCAAUGAUGGAGAUGAUUCUGGAGAAACAAAUGUCUGAAGAGAAAGAUUUGGAGCAACUUCUUCAGUGCUUUUUGUCUUUAAAUUCCCGUAAUUAUCACGGGAUUAUUAUUCAGGCUUUUUCUGAAAUUUGGGAGGCCAUUUUCUGUCCUGGUUCAAAAGCUUCUUCAAGCUAUCGCCGCCAUGUUUCAGGCGGAGCAAAUUAA